GCCCGGGCUCCGGGUGGGCAGGCGUGAGGCGGGCGAAGUUUCUCCGCGGCGCCGGGCCCCUCCGAGGCGCUGCGGGCGGGGAAGAGCCUGGCCCCGCGGAGCUGGGGGAGCUGACACCGCCGCCGCCAGCAGAGCAGCCCGGCUUUGGCCAUGAAGAGGAAACAGAAAAGGUUUCUGCAAAUGACGCUGCUCUUCACCGCGGCUCUGAUUUUCCUGCCCGACAUCGGCCUCUGGUCUCUGUACAAGGAGAAGCACCUGGUGAAGCCGCCCGAAGGAGCGGAGCCGCAGACACUUCCUUUGGGGCUGGGAGAUGGACAGCUCUUUACCUGGACUGAUGGCCUGAAAAGGAAGGACUGGCAUGAUUAUGAAAGCAUUCAAAAAGAUGCUAUGCGUUCAGGGAAAGGUGAACAUGGGAAACCGUACCCUCUUACAGAGGAAGACCAUGAUGAUUCUGCUUAUAGGGAAAAUGGCUUCAACAUAUUUGUUAGCAACAACAUAGCACUGGAACGAUCCCUGCCAGACAUCCGACAUCCUAACUGUAAGCACAAGGUGUACUUGGAAGCACUACCAAACACCAGCAUCAUCAUCCCGUUCCAUAACGAAGGCUGGACUUCGCUCUUGCGCACGAUCCACAGCAUCAUCAACCGCACUCCAGACAGCCUGAUCGCAGAGAUCAUUCUGGUGGAUGACUUCAGUGACAGAGAGCAUUUGAAGGAGAAGCUGGAGGAGUACGUGGUGCGGUUUGCCAAGGUGAGGAUCGUGCGCACCAAGAAACGCGAAGGGCUCAUUCGGACCCGGCUGCUGGGAGCCUCGCUGGCUCGAGGAGAAGUCCUGACAUUCCUGGAUUCCCACUGCGAAGUCAACGUGAAUUGGCUGCCACCCUUGCUUAACCAGAUUGCACUUAACCACAAAACCAUCGUGUGCCCUAUGAUCGAUGUCAUUGACCACAAUCACUUUGGCUACGAGGCCCAGGCGGGGGAUGCCAUGCGAGGAGCUUUUGACUGGGAAAUGUACUACAAAAGAAUCCCGAUUCCUCCAGAGCUCCAGAGAGCUGAUCCCAGCGACCCCUUUGAGUCUCCUGUAAUGGCUGGAGGUCUAUUUGCCGUUAACCGGAAAUGGUUUUGGGAGCUGGGAGGCUAUGAUCCAGGAUUAGAAAUAUGGGGAGGAGAGCAGUAUGAAAUCUCCUUUAAGGUGUGGAUGUGUGGAGGUGGCAUGUAUGAUGUUCCAUGCUCUCGAGUUGGACAUAUCUACAGAAAGUAUGUUCCAUAUAAAGUCCCUUCUGGAACCAGCCUGGCACGGAACCUGAAGCGAGUGGCCGAGACGUGGAUGGAUGAGUUUGCAGAGUACAUUUACCAGCGACGGCCUGAGUACAGACAUCUCUCAACUGGGGACAUCUCUGCCCAGAAGGAGCUGCGCAAGCACCUCAAGUGUAAAGAUUUCAAGUGGUUCAUGGCUGCAGUGGCUUGGGAUGUCCCCAAAUAUUACCCUCCUGUGGAGCCUCCACCUGCUGCCUGGGGGGAGAUUCGAAACGUGGCAGCCAACCUCUGUGUGGACAGCAAACACGGAGCCACAGGGACUGAGCUGAGGCUGGACAUCUGUGUGAAGGACGGCUCAGAGCGAACAUGGUCACAUGAACAGCUCUUCACCUUUGGUUGGAGAGAAGACAUCCGCCCUGGGGAGCCACUUCACACCAGGAAGUUCUGCUUUGACGCCAUCUCGCACAGCAGCCCUGUCACACUGUAUGACUGUCACGGGAUGAAGGGAAACCAGCACUGGAGCUAUAGGAAGGACAAAACUUUGUUCCAUCCGGUAAGCAGCAGCUGCAUAGAUUGCAACCCAGCUGAGAAGAAGAUUUUCAUGAACAGAUGUGAUCCUUUAUCUGAAACGCAACAGUGGAUUUUUGAACACAUUAAUAUGACUGUUUUAGAAAAAUUUAACAGCAAGGCCAAUUCCUAGAAGGAAAAAAAAAAAAAAAAAGAAAAAAUGAACACACCUAUUUACGUACAGACUGCAGACUACAUUUUUGCCAGCAUCUGGGUCAAAGGAGUCAGGAAUUAAAUUUCCUAGAUCCAGGAAAUCUGUUCUGAGGAUUAAGAAAAUGCCACAGCAAGAGCCAGCAGGCUGUCCUUGUGGAUAUACAGUAUCUGGAGAACUUGGCCAAGAGCCUCACCGGAUGCUGCUGAGAACUUCAGGCUGAAAAUUCCCUUGCUGGUCAAGGGAAAAACUUUGUUUAAAAACUGUUUAAAAGUACUCCAAGUUAAUAAAGUAAAACAAAACUCUAGAGUUUCUCAGGUCAAAUCCUGCUGUAGUGAGUAGCUCAGAACAGACGCUGUGAUUUGGGAUGGGUUUAUGGAGUGUGCAUGAUGCCUACAGGAACCUGAAGAAAUCCCAGGUUUUAGAAUUAAACAUGCUGGUAGAAGAAUAAUGUUGUCCCAGCAUUCCCUAGACAAGAUAUAUGCUCUGUUGACAUUCUCUUAAUAAAAGGUUGGGUUAAGCAGGUUUAACCCUCAGAACUGCUGCAAUUAAUUUUAAAUACCUCCCUUUUACAUUCCAUUCAUUACCAAAAUAGGAAUGGUAGAAAUUUUAGGGUCUAGAAUUACACUGUAGUGAAGCAUGAAAUAAACUGUAUGGUUUUGCCCUCACAUUUUCCCCCUUCAGGAAAAAUAAAGUAAAGCAAUCAAAUUUCUAUAUAUGAUAUAUUUAGCAGUUGUGAUUCAAAUCCCAUUGCACACAAGGUGAGAUUUUUUUUUUUUUUUUUUUUUGGUGACCAAUAUAACGGCAGCAGCUGCAGCAUAACAGAAGGCUUGUGGACUAUUUGUCUUUUUUAAAGGUAGAAUAUUUACCAACAUAAAAAUUAAAUUGAAAAUAGGCUGGGGAAAAAAAUCAGGAGGAGAGUGGGAAAUAAUUGCAUACUGCAUGCUAAACUAGGUUAGUCAAAUUAAUACUGGUAUGCUGCCAUCACCUAAAAGCAUGUUGACUCCCUGCAGUGCAGCUUAAAAGAUCUUGCAGUGCUCUUGACACACAGGAGCAAAGAGAAAAAUUGACAGGAAAUCACUUGGGUGGUUUUGGAGUUUUUGAAAUCUGCGAUGGAAAUCGUGAACAUUCCACAGCGAGCAAGUGAAUGGUAUUGUAGAUGUCAUGAGAGAGGAAACAAGAAGUGCAAGCAAGUCACACAUUACAGUGUUUUGGUACUUUUGGCACAGGCACCAUUCAGGGUAACAGAGACUUCCAUCACACUGAUGAUCACGAUGGGUCCCUCAGAUCUAUCAAGCUGUUAGAGAGAGAGGCCUCUAAAACAUUUUAGGUAGGGUGUCUAUUGCUCUUCUCAGUUCAUACUGAUGUGUGGAAUAUGACUGAUAGCUUUGAGAUUGUUCAAGGAAAGAGUGUGUAUAAAUUUAUAUCAAGUAAAUAUGUGGCUUUUGCUUGAAAGAUGAAUUUACAGAUGAAAGCACCAUAAAUGCAGAUAGAUCACAUCCUCUGUGCUGUAACUCCUUUCAGGUUCCAAAAAUAACAUUUGUAAUUAAGCUGCUAAUUUUGAUUGCUGGUGAGGUGACUGACUAACCAAAAUACUAAUGUGCAAUCUACCCUGUUUUAAGGGAGUGUAGUGACUGUGUUUUGUUUAUUUCUCCUUAAGCUCUGUUUAUGCACAAAGAGCAUUGAUUGCAUCCAGAGGAUGGUUCUAGUACCAGUGUGCUAUUUUAUAGAAGCAUCUUGUAGUUGCAGGUCAUAUGGAAGUUUUAGAAGGGGAACGAGGUCCUGCAGCAUUCAGGAUGCAUGCACUUGGGAAAUUGUGAAAUUUCCAAUACAUUGAGCAAUUGCUGCAACUUAUUGGAGAGAUCUUUCAAAUAAUUUAAAGGGAUGUGUCUAUAGAGUUGUCAUUUUAUGAUUUUAAAAUAAAUGAGCUUGCUUAGGUAUUGUUUAAAUUUAAUUUGAAGAUAUGGUGUGCUCAGGAACAGAGUAAGGUUUCAGUAUGAGGAUACUUCAUUGAUGACCAGGAUACUUUGUUUAGCUGUCAUAGCAUCAUUUAUUUGCAGCCUGAUCAUAAGGAAAGGGGGUUUGGAAAAAGAAGAAAAUGGCUGCCUCAAAUAUAAAUGCAGCCCUCAAGCUGCUGAUUGUAACUGGCCCCAAACUGUCACUCCUGGAAGCAACACUGUAUGCCCAAAAUAGAGAAGCAAAGGAGGAUUGCUAAACCAGAACAGAUUGGUAGGGUUUUGUCGUUCAGUGUCUGACUGCAUCUCACUGGUCUGAUUUUGAGAUGUCUGGUGGGAACUAGGCUGCUCUUAGGGCAAAGAAAUUCUAUGCCUAUUACAGCCCUUGUUGAGUCUUAUUACACAGCACCUUACACUGUCAAAGGAAGCCUUCUACUUACUUGUAGCUGAUCACAAAUUGUAAACUCUUGCAGUCUUUGUCCAGAAAGCAAUCCAUAUGACUAAUAGUCAGAUGAUGAGAGAACAGUCCUUGCACAGGACUCCUUCAACAAAAGUUUUAUUAAUAAUAAAUGAUCAUUGCUACCUUUCAGUUCAAGUGUUUCUUGGGUGUUCUCCAAAGGUUUCCACUGAUAAGAAUAUUUCAUUACUAAUUUGCCAUUCAGAAUUUCUUUUUAUUCUUCCUGCAACCAUAUCUUUUCCAGCCAAUAAACUUCUGAACAAUUUGAUAGGUUGGAGAGAUGUAUCUUCCUCUCAUAUUUCUCCAGGCGCGUUUAACACGUGUUUCUUCAAAAGACUAUGAAAUUUCUUCACAGAAUUUUUUUUUAAAUACCAGGUAGUUCUGAACACAUUUUAAAUGUAGUGCACAGAUGGCAUUAACUAAUGUGGGCUCAUCAUUUCAGGGGAGCUAUACUGAUUUCCCCAACUAAUUAUUUGCUUCCAUUUUUUUCGAUUGAUUAUUUUAUGGCUUUAAUCAAGAGGUCUGAAAAGAAGAUCUUUGUAUCUUCUAGAGUUCAUCAGCAUCUACCCUAAAUGUUUUCCAUUUAAGGUUAACUGACCUUUAUUUUUUGUGCCCAGUAAACUACUACAACUGGAGAAAAACUGAAAUAAACUCCAAGUGCAACUAAAACUCUGAAAUAACACAUCUUUCCCUGCAUAUCUUCCAGAAUCUAAACUAAAUAGAGGCCUUGGGGGACAGGGCUCAAAGGAGAGAGGAGAAGCUGGGAAACAAAGUCUUUAAUGUGUGGGAGAGUAGCCUUGUUGCAGAGACACGACAAGACUUCACUUUUCAUUGGCCUUAUGGCCUUCACAGUCUUAUUUCAGAAAAAUGAGAUUGCUUUAGAACGGAUGUUUCUGCAGCAGCAUGGAUAUUUUAAUGAUAUAAUGCAUUAUUCCUGGGUGUGAUCCAUUUAUGAAUAAAUGGUCUCUAAGUCUGAACUAAGUCUGUCUCAUGAUAAAGAUAGACUAAGCUUGAAAGGAAGCUGACAAGUACUUAACAACCUUUGAUUACUGGCAAUUUACCAGGCAUCAAUGUCUCCAGUGACCUUAGUGAAAUCUUAUGCCACAUAGAAGAAAUGUGUAUAAAUAGCUUGACCAAAUUGAUUAGAUAGGUGGUACUUCUGCAGGAAUGGUUGCUACCUUUGUAAAAAAAAAAGGUCAUAAUCACAAUUCAUUUGCAUUUUUACUGAUAACUUCUGCAAGGGACUGAUUGAGGGAGACCCUUUUAGCCUAUCUGGAUGGAUUGGAGAUGAAGCAUUUUAGGGAGUCAGUACUGGCAAGCAUUCAGUGUGGCUGACACCAGGGGUGCAUCCAUUUGCUAUUUAAAGAGCAUCUCUAAUGCUGAUAACCUAGUACCUUUCAAGAGAGAACACAGCAUAUAUGUUAAAAAAGGAAUAUGAUAAUGGUUUUAUUUUUCUUUUUUAAUCCAUCAAGGUUGUUAGGGAAAUAAUUUCAAAGCCCUUGAAAACAAUACAAAGUGAUCAAAAAUAGUGUUUUUAUAGUGAUGUUAAUUUAUUCGUUUGUUUAACCCGCUCCCAAAUAUGUUCCAUAUUCUCCUAAAAAGAGCACAAGGGUCCAAAAGUGCUUUUACAUAACAUUUUCAGGAUCUUGCCCUGUCUGAAAGUUUUGAAAAGCCUUCAAAAAUUAGGAAAUGUAAACCAGAAGGUAACAUAAAAACCCAAAGAAAAAUACCUAUUAUGUCUAGUGUACCAAGAGACUUUGCUAAAAGUUUGCUAAGAUAGUGUCUUUCGACUGGAAAAUUUUAGAGGAAUAAGUAAUAGAGUUAUUAAGUCUUUAGUAUGUGGUGCUUUUUAUUUAAGAUUUUUAAUUUUAAAAAAUGUAGUGAAUUUUGUGAUUAGUUGCUGACAAGUUUGGGUUUUUUUUUAACCACAUAUAAUACAUAAAUCUGUUCUUAGAUCUCCUGAAAUAUUUCUCUCCUCAUAUUUCCUUGUUAUGAUUCUGAAUGCACUGGAUUUAAGAAAAUCCAAACAUAUGAAAAAAAAAUCUCUAAAAGGUAAGAAACAUACAUAAAAACAAAUAACGAGAAAGUUUAGCUAGAGAAAUGCACCACAUUUCCAAAGCUUCAGCAGCAUUCAGAAAAUACA
Molecule: messenger RNA, 6529 nt
Organism: Oenanthe melanoleuca
Lineage: Eukaryota; Metazoa; Chordata; Aves; Passeriformes; Muscicapidae
Gene: GALNTL6
Product: polypeptide N-acetylgalactosaminyltransferase like 6
Exons: 12
Coding region: 151-1956 (601 amino acids)
Cellular component (GO): Golgi apparatus
Source: RefSeq, a predicted model, not a curated record